GGAGAACUUCAUUUUGGAUUGGAGAGUGGAAUUGAAUGUGAUGAUCACAGAAGAUGAUUGUUUUGAUGGUUUGUGAGUGUGAGUGUGAUUGAUGGCAAAUUGGAAGGUGUUCAGCAGCGUUUAUAUACCUUCUAGGGAGAGGAGGUCAGGUCCACCUCAGGGACAAGUGAAGUCAUCUGUAGACUCAAAGAUGAGACUGGUGGGUUCCCGAUGGAGAUUGAUGUCGUUCUGGGCUAUCGAUCGUCGGCACUAUGUGAGACAUGUCUUGGAGUCCCGCGUGUUGUGCCGGAAUCCCCGGGUUUCCUCUUAUGCAGCUGCGGAGGGGUAGGCAUUAACCAUGAUAUAGCCGGCUGGUAACGGCAGUAAAGAAUCAAGAGAAAGUUGUUUUUGA
Messenger RNA from Aspergillus piperis CBS 112811, 391 nucleotides. RefSeq lists its product as uncharacterized. Lineage: Eukaryota; Fungi; Ascomycota; Eurotiomycetes; Eurotiales; Aspergillaceae. The transcript has a single exon. Bases 92 to 328 code for a protein of 78 amino acids. The record is from RefSeq and is a predicted model, not a curated record.